CCGGGAGCCGGCCGGGCCAGGGAGCAGCGACCGGAGUCCGGGGUGCAUCCCGCGCUUGGCUUCCGUGCGCAGCCUCCCCGCGCGGAGGCACCUGGCUCCCUCUCGGCUCUAGAACGCGAACAGUUGGCGUUGAGCACACAACUCUUCCUCCUUCUCCCCCGAGACCCCUGUACCCUCCCCGCGCGCCAUCUCCCGCCCCUCAUAACAGGCCCGAAGAGUAAACCCCCAAACGCGUCCAGAAGCGGCUCCCAACUCUUCGCCGGGAGCACGUUGGAGGCUGGAUUUUGGAGAGACUCGGGAUUGGGGUCUAUUGCCGGCCCCUCUUGGAUCCGGCUUGAUUUUCAUAUUUUAAGAAGAUUUUCUUAUUACCUUUGAUUACUCCUUUUUACCAAAUUUCUGGAGCUCAGUGGGGAGGAUUGGGGGGAAUCUGAUUUUAAGAAAGAAAGCACCGAAGGGGCAAUUAUUAAUUUUCCUCGGGUUUGGAAUCACCCUCCGGACGAGAGAACGGGCGAGCGGGAGCUAGGAGGGAAGAGGAGAGGAUCCGCGAGGCGCGCCAGCCGGAGCCACCUCCUUCCCGGCCGCCCCCUCCCCACUCCCCCUACACACACUCGCUCGCUCGCUCGCUCGCCGGCGCGCGCACACCCCCCGCGCCGGACCCGCACCUCGGCGGGCGCCACACACUCGGCAGCCCGAGCCGCGGUAGCCGCAGCGGGAUGGAGGCGGCGCGCACGGAGCGCCCCGCAGGCUGGCCGGGGGCGCCGCUUGUCCGGACCGGGCUCUUACUCUUGUCGACGUGGGUCCUGGCCGGCGCCGAGAUCACUUGGGACGCGACAGGCGGUCCCGGACGCCCGGCUGCCCCGGCUUCGCGGCCACCGGCGUUGUCUCCACUCUCGCCGCGGGCAGUGGCCAGCCAGUGGCCGGAGGAGCUGGCGUCGGCGCGGAGAGCCGCCGUGCUGGGGCGCCGGGCCGGACCAGAGCUGCUGCCCCAGCAGGGCGGCGGCAGAGGCGGUGAGAUGCAGGUGGAAGCCGGAGGGACAUCACCGGCAGGCGAGCGGCGGGGCUGGGGCAUCCCAGCUCCUGCCAAGCUUGGCGGCGCGAGGAGGAGUCGCCGGGCGCAGCCCCCAAGCACCCAGGAACGCGGGGACGCCUGGGCCACUGCUCCGGCCGAUGGUUCCAGAGGAAGCCGUCCCCUUGCUAAGGGUUCCCGGGAGGAGGUGAAGGCGCCGCGGGCUGGGGGGUCGGCGGCUGAAGACCUCCGGCUGCCCAGCACCUCCUUCGCGCUGACCGGGGACUCGGCCCACAACCAAGCCAUGGUGCACUGGUCGGGACACAACAGCAGCGUCAUACUUAUCCUGACGAAGCUGUAUGACUUCAACCUGGGCAGCGUGACUGAGAGUUCACUUUGGAGGUCGACAGAUUAUGGCACCACCUAUGAAAAGCUGAAUGACAAAGUGGGUUUGAAGACUGUCCUCAGUUACCUCUAUGUCAAUCCAACCAACAAAAGGAAGAUUAUGCUUCUCAGUGAUCCUGAGAUGGAGAGCAGCAUAUUGAUCAGCUCAGACGAAGGGGCGACCUAUCAGAAGUAUCGGCUCACCUUCUAUAUCCAGAGCCUGCUCUUUCAUCCCAAGCAAGAGGACUGGGUGCUGGCCUACAGUUUGGAUCAAAAGCUCUACAGCUCCAUGGACUUUGGAAGACGGUGGCAACUCAUGCAUGAACGCAUCACACCCAACAGGUUUUAUUGGUCGGUGGCCGGAUUGGAUAAGGAGGCGGACCUGGUGCACAUGGAGGUGCGGACCACGGAUGGAUAUGCUCACUACCUCACCUGCAGGAUCCAGGAAUGCGCCGAGACAACUAGAAGUGGGCCUUUUGCCCGCUCCAUUGACAUCAGUUCCUUGGUUGUCCAGGAUGAAUAUAUCUUCAUUCAGGUAACAACUAGUGGAAGAGCCAGCUACUACGUGUCUUAUCGAAGAGAGGCCUUUGCUCAGAUAAAGCUGCCUAAGUACUCGUUGCCAAAGGACAUGCACAUCAUCAGUACAGACGAGAAACAAGUAUUUGCUGCGGUCCAAGAAUGGAACCAGAACGACACAUACAACCUCUACAUCUCAGACACGCGUGGGAUUUACUUCACUCUGGCCAUGGAGAACAUCAAGAGCAGCAGAGGUCUAAUGGGGAACAUCAUUAUUGAAUUGUAUGAGGUAGCAGGUAUCAAAGGGAUAUUUCUGGCAAACAAGAAGGUGGAUGACCAGGUGAAGACAUACAUCACUUACAACAAAGGCAGGGAUUGGCGCCUGCUGCAAGCUCCGGAUGUGGACCUGAGAGGAAGCCCAGUGCACUGCCUGCUGCCCUUCUGUUCCUUACAUCUGCACCUGCAACUCUCUGAAAAUCCAUAUUCCUCAGGAAGAAUCUCUAGCAAGGAGACAGCCCCAGGACUUGUGGUGGCUACAGGCAACAUUGGGCCGGAGCUCUCAUAUACUGAUAUUGGUGUGUUCAUCUCCUCCGAUGGGGGCAACACAUGGAGACAGAUCUUUGAUGAAGAGUACAAUGUCUGGUUCCUAGACUGGGGUGGCGCCCUCGUGGCCAUGAAACACACACCUCUGCCAGUCAGGCAUUUGUGGGUGAGUUUUGAUGAGGGCCACUCUUGGGACAAGUAUGGUUUCACUUCGGUUCCUCUCUUUGUUGACGGGGCUCUGGUGGAGGCAGGAAUGGAGACCCACAUCAUGACAGUUUUUGGCCACUUCAGCCUCCGCUCCGAAUGGCAAUUGGUGAAAGUGGACUACAAAUCUAUCUUCAGCCGGCAUUGCACCAAGGAGGACUAUCAGACCUGGCACCUGCUCAAUCAGGGAGAGCCUUGUGUCAUGGGAGAAAGGAAAAUAUUCAAGAAACGUAAGCCAGGAGCUCAGUGUGCCCUGGGCCGAGACCAUUCAGGAUCAGUGGUCUCAGAACCCUGUGUCUGUGCCAAUUGGGACUUCGAGUGUGACUAUGGGUAUGAGAGACAUGGGGAGAGCCAGUGUGUCCCAGCUUUCUGGUACAAUCCAGCAUCCCCAUCAAAGGACUGCAGCCUUGGUCAAAGCUACCUUAACAGCACUGGGUAUCGGCGGAUUGUGUCCAACAACUGCACAGAUGGGCUAAGGGAGAAGUACACCGCCAAGGCCCAGAUGUGCCCUGGAAAAGCCCCUCGGGGCCUCCAUGUGGUGACGACCGAUGGGCGGCUGGUGGCAGAGCAGGGGCACAAUGCAACUUUCAUCAUCCUCAUGGAGGAGGGUGAUCUACAAAGGACAAACAUCCAGCUUGACUUUGGGGAUGGGAUUGCUGUGUCCUACGCAAACUUCAGCCCCAUCGAGGACGGCAUCAAGCACGUGUAUAAGAGUGCGGGGAUCUUCCAGGUGACAGCCUAUGCAGAGAACAACCUUGGCUCAGACACAGCUGUCCUCUUCCUGCAUGUGGUUUGUCCUGUGGAGCAUGUUCAUCUCCGAGUUCCAUUUGUUGCCAUAAGAAAUAAGGAGGUCAACAUCAGUGCAGUCGUGUGGCCCAGUCAGCUGGGGACCCUUACCUAUUUCUGGUGGUUCGGCAAUAGCACAAAGCCUCUCAUCACUUUGGACAGCAGCAUUUCCUUCACAUUCCUUGCAGAAGGAACCAACACCAUCACAGUCCAGGUGGCUGCUGGGAAUGCCCUCAUCCAGGACACAAAAGAGAUUGCAGUUCAUGAAUAUUUCCAGUCCCAGCUUUUAUCAUUCUCUCCUAACCUGGAUUACCACAAUCCUGACAUUCCUGAGUGGAGAAAAGAUAUUGGCAAUGUCAUCAAGCGAGCUCUGGUUAAAGUAACCAGUGUCCCAGAGGACCAGAUCCUCAUUGCCGUGUUUCCUGGUCUCCCCACUUCAGCAGAGCUUUUCAUUCUUCCACCCAAGAACCUGACAGAGAGGAGGAAAGGCAAUGAAGGGGACCUGGAACAAAUUGUAGAAACACUGUUUAAUGCUCUCAACCAAAAUUUGGUCCAGUUUGAGCUGAAGCCGGGGGUACAAGUCAUUGUGUAUGUCACACAGCUGACGUUAGCUCCAUUGGUGGACUCCAGUGCUGGGCACAGCAGCUCAGCCAUGCUUAUGCUAUUAUCAGUGGUAUUUGUUGGCCUGGCUGUGUUUUUGAUCUACAAGUUUAAAAGGAAAAUCCCUUGGAUUAACAUCUAUGCUCAAGUCCAACACGACAAGGAGCAGGAGAUGAUUGGGUCAGUCAGCCAAAGUGAAAACGCCCCCAAAAUCACACUCAGUGACUUUACGGAGCCUGAGGAGCUGCUGGACAAAGAGCUGGACACGCGGGUCAUAGGAGGCAUUGCCACUAUUGCAAACAGCGAAAGCACAAAGGAGAUCCCCAACUGCACUAGUGUUUAAUACCAGCAAGCCACGUGGUCAACCACCUUUCUGACUUUUUAUUUUUGAUGAUUACUAUUACUAUUAUUAUGGAAAAAUAAAAAUGUCUUUUUUACCUUUUGUUUACCAAGGGCCCCUUCAUAAAUAGCAGGCAAAUGCCUAGCUUUGGGAGAAAAGGGCAUUCUUAGCUGAUUGAAAUGAGACAAAGGGAAUAAAUGGCUGUAUUUGUGCUAAGAGCAAAGGAUGCAUCUUCCCACAGCCUCCUCGCUUUACUCUGCCAUUGGUAGCUUAAAGACUUUCUUUUUCCUCGUGGUCUCCCUUUUUUCAAAAUUGAAGUUGGGUUGGCUCUUUGUGAACCUCUCAUCCCCACAGCAGAAUCACCAACACUCUCCCCUUCCCCCAGCACACACACAUACAACACAGAUCAUUUCCCAGUUAGAUCCGCAGGAAGUAGGUUGGUGGGGGUGGAUAUAGCUGCAGAAAGCGUGCACAACUUUGUGAAAGAGGCCCUGCCUUGUGCAUGUCCAUAGUGAGGCUACAGAUGGCUUAUUGUAUAUAAUUACAAUGUAAAUAGCUUUUUAUUUCCUAAGAAAUAAUUUAAUGUUUAGUAAAAAGGAAAACAGAAAAAAGAAAGAUGCGUGUGUUGGUUUACGCACUGGCCCUCAGAGCUGACCAACCCGCCAGGCCUGCUCAAUGCAUUGGGUUUGGAUGCUCUCCUGUUGUCUGUCACACUUAACUCUUGCAUCUCCUUGUCCAUGCCAUAGCUGGUUUCUACUUAUGUAUAUAAAGGGGGGUGGGGGGAGGGGCUUCUCUGGGGCAAUUGAUAAAGGAAGGACUCUAGUGACAUCAUAGAACAUGGUAGUCAUUUUUGUUCCAAGAAUGACAUGAAAGGUGAAGAAGAGGCCCACUAGAGGCUUCAUACUGAGACCCAGAUGGGGGAAAACAGCUUCCUCUCUAAAAGGAAAAACUCGAUAUUUAUCAGUCUGAGAAAAUAUUUUUUUCUAAAGAAGGCAGUCAGUGGAUCUUAAAAUGACAAUCUGUUUUUAAAUUGGAUUCUAUGAAAAUGCAUAAUGCUUAUGGUGAAUUCUCAGGCUAUUCUGAGCUCAGAAAAGUCCCCUGGGCACUAGGUAAAGCCCAGUGAAUGUCUCUUGGCAUGGGAGGAGUUAAAGAGGUUGGAAGGGAGGAGGCAUUUGUGGAAUUAUGAGUUCAUGCAAAACUCUCCAGGCUAAGUAGGGGUCUAGCCUUUAAUGAUAUUAGUCAAAGGCAAUUUUAGCAAAGCUGUGCUAUUUGCUUGUCAGAUGUACACAACUUCCUUAAAGUCAAAUGUCUGCCUUUAGUUCCCUUAAGGUAGUUCUUGCCUCUGGGGUGAAUGGCUUUCAAAGCCUGUUAGCUUUUCCAGCACCUCAGCCCCUUCACACAUUUACACAUACCGAUUUUUUUCAAUAGGGUCAUGUUAAGCCAUGCUGUAAGCAUUGUUUUUAUUUUCAGGCUUAGCCUGAGCACACUUAUUUUUGAAAAUGAUAUAAUGUAUAUAUAUGGGAGGAAAGGCCACAUUUUGUACCUGUUAAUUUUUGUGGGAUGUUGUUCCCAUUCUUCUUUGUGAGACAGAGAGAAUGUGAUAUAGAGAAAUCUGGCUGGCUACAGCGUAGAUCAGUAUUAGGAAUAUUUCUAAAGAUCCUGCUUUUUUGUUUCAAGGGUUAAAUGGGGCAGACAAUUGCAAUACUUGUACUAAACACUGGAAUACAAAUGCAUGACUCAUAUCUAUAUAUACAGUAUAUGUACAUAUACUGUUCUUGGUUUUAUUGUUCCACUUGAAUAUUUCUACUGUAAAAAAAGACAGUGGUUUUGAAAUUGUUGAAAAUAAAUGUAUUUUUGUACAUCAAA
Messenger RNA from Gorilla gorilla gorilla (western lowland gorilla), 6245 nucleotides. RefSeq names its product sortilin related VPS10 domain containing receptor 3 (gene SORCS3). Gene Ontology annotation, molecular function: protein binding. Bases 714 to 4382 code for a protein of 1222 amino acids. Gene Ontology annotation, cellular component: postsynaptic density membrane. The transcript has 27 exons. The record is from RefSeq and is a predicted model, not a curated record. Lineage: Eukaryota; Metazoa; Chordata; Mammalia; Primates; Hominidae.